UACGGUUUCAUUACAAGUGUGUGUUUGUAUGUCCUCAAGCAUUCACUGGGAGGGAGCGUAUAUAUCGUGUACGUGUCAUGUUUAUGAUGCUCCCUCCAGAAGACGCUUCAAUCCCAGUUGGUGCAGCCGGCCAGUGCGCCAUAGCAAUCGUUGGAUCGUCGUGUGUUGUUCUACUACUGAUGUACUGCGUAUGGAUAAGAGGUCUUAAACUUCCUCGGUGGGUGUCGAAGCGACGCACGCGCUACAAGACUCCCGUUGCCCGAUAUCACAGCGAUUAUGGCGUUGAGUUCGACCUUGACGACGCCUACGCCUACGCAAGCGUGGACGACCAAGACCUAAGAAAUGAACCAACAUCUAGUCAGGAAAGGACAAGCAGUUAUGAUCAAAUAGGUGGCGCUUCCGGCAUAUAUGAAGAUACGUCAUUAAGACUCCAGCCUAACGCCUCGUUGAAUACCAGUCUAGAAGGUACAGAUUACAGCUACAACCACCUGAACCACAAACCCAAGCCAAGAGUCCUCAACCAUCAAUAUGACUUAGUCAUUCCCCAAGGACUAGAAGCUGCGCCACCUUCAACGCCAACGGGUUCUCAGCACCACGUUCUUGGUCCACCUGUGGUCCAAACAUUGGUAAAAAAUGACUACGACGUUGCGAGGACAUCGUCAGUAGUUUAUUCAGUAGCCUCAGAUCCUAGUAGCCCCAUACAACCAUCAGAAGCUGAUGUAAAGGACGACAGCAGUGAUGAGGAAGCGCGCAAUUCUGACACUGAUGAAAACCAGUGUAUUAACAAUGUUCGUGUCAGUUUAGAUGUUGGCGGAGAGAUAAGUCAGUGCAGAGAUGAAAGUGAACCUGUAUAUGCAUUGGGCACCGUCAUGGCUAGGCCUGACAGUACGUCUCAGAUAUACGACAUCCCGAUGCUACCAGUGUCUAAAAUAGGAGCGUCGGAGCAGAAGGAAAAGGCUGUUCUACAAAAAUGUCUAAGUUAUCCUGAAACCGUGGCGGAAACCCAAAAUGUUCAGCAAGUGUAUUCAGUGGCUACUGGUAUUGAGCCUGUCUGUGAAACUAAUGCCAAUACCAACAACCGUGAAAUCCGGGAGAAACAGGAGCCCAAACCUGCCAAGGUCAAACCUCCCAUAAAGAAGAGGCUAAAGGUGAAAACACCAUCCAGGUCUGUCCAGGCCUUGGCAACGUUCUAUGACACGCAGCUAGAUGCUUGUUCACUUGUGAAGAAGCCUCGUAGUCCUAGCUCAGAUCUGAUAUCUGAGUGAGUGAGUGAGUGAGCGUGUGAGUAUGUUAUAUCAGUCUUAACCCACUCUUAGAGUCUCACAGUUAGUGACUCACAACGUGUCAGCUUAAUGUUGGGGAACUGCCCAGAAGACAAGACUGCCCAUACUCAGACCGGACCUAGAUGUGUCUACCCCUUUGGUGAAACCCAUGAGCACUGCUAUGGUCCUGACAAACCGAGAUUCAUAAUCGGCAAACCUUGAUAGGAACACAAAUGCUGGGCAGGUUUCUUGUGUGUUGAAUGGAAGCAACUCUGGCGGCAACCCCUUUGCUGAAAACCGGACAAGAUGCUGACACAAUAGACGUGACACAAGAUGUUGGUCAUUUGCUCAGACCAAGGUGUCUGAGGAAGGUUUAAAACUUAGACUAAAGGACUUCGAGGCUCGUGUGUCUUUAUUUUAUUAUUCACGUGCAACUUUUGUAACGCUGGAAUUAGCACCAGGAUUGUACACACAGCCUAGAACGUGCACUAAUUCUGGAGUUUCUACAUUGAGAAAUUAAGACGCCAUGAUUAACGACAUUCUGCCGCGUGUAACCAGGCUGAGGACUCAGGACUCAUUUUCGUUUGUGUAUAUAUAACUUUUCUUAUAAAGCAGGAAGUGUUAUCUAACAUUCGAAAGAGUCAAUGAUUAGUAGUAAUAUUGGAUUCUUGAUGAUUAUGUUUGACCUUUUUAUACUCGUUUCUGGCACCUACCAUAAUUAAUAGUAUCGAGGCCUGCUUCAUCUGUUUGAGACAUAUUAGUAAAAGCGAGCGAUGGCACAUUAUGCCUCUUCGCGUUAAAUCUCAUUACCUCUAAGAAAACAAGCCUUACAGCAUGCACAGCGUAAUUUGCAAUGCUUUUAUAAAUCAUAUUUGUUCACCACCUCUGAGAAACUAUAACCUUCUUUGUGUGUUAUUUAAAAUCAAAGUUAACAGUACUUCAGAACGUCACCGCCUAUGUUACGCAUACUAAAAAACAUAUGGUGACAAAUGAUUUCAAUCUCUAAUAUCCGUUCUGAAACACUUGAAAACGCAUAUUAUUGUAUAAAUAUGUCGUACUUGUAGUGUAGGUAUGAGAUAAUAAAAAAUGUCGUUAUGG
Molecule: messenger RNA, 2360 nt
Organism: Haliotis rubra (blacklip abalone)
Lineage: Eukaryota; Metazoa; Mollusca; Gastropoda; Lepetellida; Haliotidae
Exons: 3
Coding region: 78-1265 (395 amino acids)
Source: RefSeq, a predicted model, not a curated record